This is a messenger RNA of Schistocerca cancellata (South American locust), 1096 nucleotides long. RefSeq names its product protein mono-ADP-ribosyltransferase PARP12-like. Bases 486 to 1082 code for a protein of 198 amino acids. The transcript has a single exon. NCBI's taxonomy places the organism in Eukaryota, Metazoa, Arthropoda, Insecta, Orthoptera, Acrididae. The record is from RefSeq and is a predicted model, not a curated record. Gene Ontology annotation, molecular function: NAD+ poly-ADP-ribosyltransferase activity.
GCUGUUGUUUCAGCCAUGACUCCAGCACUGAGGAACUCAUCAGACCUCAUAGACCACAAACAAACAAUGGGGCCACCAGCAGCUUUCAACCACAUGUGUCCAGUAACAACAACGCAAUUGUGUCACCUUCCUAUUUACAAGCACACAUCAGCAAUGUCUACCAAGCACCAACUUCCACAAACAGACUGACGAGAUCACAAUGGAGAAAUCAGGAACAAGUCAACCAUAAUAGACCAAAACCAUACUUUGAGGCAUACAAAAGGUUUCAACCAUUUGUAACUGGCACCAAUAACACAACUGUAUCAUCUUCUUCUUUACGAGCACAUAACUGGAAUUCCUAUCAUGCACCAACUUCUAGAAACUAUUCUAGAUUGGCAAGUUCACAGCGUAUUGUUAACCGCAGUCACUCAGGUUAUUCUCUAGUCAAGACUGUGGAGUCUACAUUGCACAAAUCUGUCUUACAAUUAACUGUUGAGUGGGACCAUAUGAAUGCCAGCUCAGAAUUUGAGCUGUGUUUGUUGCUUUCUGACACUACUGAAUAUGAAGAAAUACUGAGGUUAUUCAAAAAGACCACACAGAAGCAAUUCAUGGUUGAGAAAAUUUACAGGGUUCAGAAUCCAUACUUGUUGGGAUGUUACUUACUCAAGAAACAAGAAAUGGAAUCAAGAUAUGGUUAUGUUGCUGAGGAGUAUUUAUUUCAUGGUACCAAAGAAGAAAACAAAGAUAAAAUUUGCAGAAAUAAUUUUGACUGGAGGAAUCAUGGCAGGUCAGCAGGCAACACUUUUGGGAAAGGUGUUUCAUUUACACCUAUUUCUUGUUAUGCCAGUCAUUAUUCAGAUAAACAUAACUCUCAGAGAAUCAUGUUUGUAUCAAAGGUUCUAAUUGCACAUGAAACUGUAGGUCACAAGAGUAUGAAAAUACCACCUCUAUUUGCUUAUAGGCAGUGCCUUAGAUAUGACACUACUACUAAAGAAAAUCGCCAUGUUAUUGUAAAAUACUCUGAUAAUGAGUUCUAUCCUGCAUAUAUUGUGUAUUACACAGGACAAUAUGAGAAGAAGGAACAGGGACAAUUAAGACUGUAAUGCAAAACUUGCAA